GACAAAUAGCCUGGGAGACACAUUAGAGGAAACACUGCUCCGCUGACAGACUGGGGAGAGAAACACGCUAAGAUAAGGAAGAAAGAGAAAAGUGGAAGAGGCAUGUGAUAUUUUCAGUCACAGAGCAGGAGAGAAAGGAAUCACAACUACUUGUUGAGAUGGAAACUGCUACCACUCCAGUCUUCCUCAAUGUGGGCACAAACCAGACCAACUCCUCAUCCUCAGCUAAGAAUGAGGAAGGCCUCAGCGGAACAGUCAUGAUCCUAGUGUGCAUGUACAUGUCCUUCAUCUUUGUGUUGACCGUCUUAGGCAACAUCCUGGUCAUAACAGCGAUGGCCCGGUUCCAGCGUCUCCAGAGUGUCACCAACUGCUUCAUCACAUCUCUGGCCUGCGCGGACCUGGUCAUGGGUCUCAUCGUGAUUCCUUUUGGCGCCUCCAACAACAUUUUUGGCACUUGGCACUUUGGUGUUUUCUGGUGUGAUUUCUGGACUGCCACGGAUGUGCACUGUGUGACCGCCAGCAUCGGGACCCUGUGUGUCAUUUCCAUAGAUCGUUAUUUGGCCAUUACUUCGCCCCUUCGUUACCAGUCAAUGUUGACAAAGACCAAAGCUCGGAUUGUGGUUCUUCUAGUGUGGGUGAUCGCAGCUUUGACGUCUUACCUGCCGAUCCACGCAGGGUGGUGGAGAUCUAAUAGCACAAAAGCCUUGGAAUGUCAAAACGACAUAUCCUGCUGCGAGUUCUAUGUCAACGAAUAUUAUGGAGUCAUCUCCUCUAUCAUUUCCUUCUACAUCCCUUUGAUCGUUAUGAUUUUUGUCUACGGCCGCGUUUUUUGUGAGGCCAGACGACAGCUGAAAAAGAUCAAACAAAGUGUUGGCCGCUUUCAGCAAAGCAACAAAGAUGAACUGAAAUCUAUGGAGGCCAACAAUAGCCGUGGACAAAAGAGGGCAAAGUUUUUCCUGCGGGAGCACAAAGCCCUAAAGACGCUGGGCAUAAUCAUGGGAGUGUUCACCCUGUGCUGGCUGCCGUACUUCAUCCUCAACGUGGUGGAGUCCCUAAAGCCGAUGGACGUCACUAUCGCCUUCAAGGUUCUCAACUGGAUAGGAUACUCGAACUCUGGCUUCAACCCAAUCAUCUACUGCCGGAGUCCUGAUUUCAGAUACGCUUACAUGGAAAUCCUCUGCUUGAACAGGAACCCCCUUAGCAACUCAGGACGUGUGAACGGAUACGUCUACAACAGGCACAGCUGGCAGAGCGAGUUUCGGAGGAGUAAGGGCAGCUUGAACGACAGUGACAUCAAUGAGAGGUGUCUGGUGAGAGGAGCCGAGGACUGUUUCAGUAAGGACAGGGCAGUGGACCCAAAUGGAAACAACAAAGAGGUAUCGACUCUAACGACCGCCCUGUGAACGUGGAGCUCUGAGACUUCAUUAAUCAGGGAAAUCAUCCAGAUGUGUUUACACUGCUGUUGAAAACUUUUAUUUACCAGACUGACUGACGAAGGUAAGGCCAGUCGAAGUGGUCCGCAGAGUCUUUGGUAACUGCUCAGAAGUAAUCAGGAUUACUCUGAGCCUAGAAAAGAAUUUCAGUGAAAUAUUACUGUAGAUAGCUCUUUGUUUGUUUGUUUGUUGUUUGUUUGUUUGUUUGUUUUACGUGGUUCAUAAGGAUUCCCCAUCUACCUCAUCACAGCUUUAUUCCUCUUGUCUUAAUGGACUGUAUUUCACCUCCUUAGUUCAACUAGGGCUGUGCCUCAGCUGUUCAUUUAUUCUAAUAAAUGGCCCAUCGAUGAAGUAAUUGCAGAUGAUCUAGUUUAAUUUAAAAUUUCUCGGUGUGUGGUUUUUGUUUUCAAAGAUGCCACAUUUUUUUCUACAAAUUGAUUUUGGUUUGAAUUUGCCUUCACGGCCUUUAAACCAAGACAUUGGCUGAUAAUAACAUGGAUGGUGUUCUGGAUCAUAGAACGAUACAUUCCCACUCUGCACCUCCGACUCUGGUGUGAUUGCAGGAGCAUUAGAGAGCAGCGAUGCACACGGCAGGAAACGGCUGUCUGCUGCUCUGGUGUCUUUCAGCCUGUUGCCUUUCAGUUUCUGUGUUCUGCAGAACAUUCCGGAGAUGUGAGCAGCUGCAGAUCUAGACCUCACUGAGAAAUGCCCGUGGGGCGUUUUCUGUUAAUGACAUGAUAAAACUUGAAAGUUUGUGUUUGUUGCAUUGUCUAGACAACAACACAAACCCUAUAGAUAUCUGAUAGCGUUGUAAAUGUAUUUAUGUAUUUAUUGUUUAAUGGCUUGCAAAUGCAUUGCCCCAAACUGGCCACAUUCUGUUAACAGUGCACGACACUCUCUGGUCCGUUGUGGAGCCGUUCGCGUGUCAGAAAACGAUCACUUUUUGUUAUUUAUGUUCCUUCUAUGCAAACGUUGCUGUUGCGCUCCGGGUUGCUCAAGUCUUGUUAGCUUGUAAAACUUCGUGGUUGUUGUGUUUCAGUUUGUGUAACUGCAACUGGACACGCCAUUUCCUCAAAUCACAAGGGUACAAACAACACAUAAAUAAUAAUAAUAAUAAUAAUAAUAAUAAUAAUAAUGGCAUCAGUAUAGCUUCAUAAUAAAUUCUGGGUCCAAAUUUCGGAGGUGACAACAAGCCCAUAAACAGAAAGUCCUUCACCGCUCCUACUGAGUGCACCUUUGUCAGCGCCUCCCGAUGCUUCCCAGACUCCUCUCUGCAUACAUGGAUGUCUGACAUCAGCGUAACAUCUGGAUACAACCUUCAGGAGUCCGCGGAGCCUCAGCUGUUCCAGUUGCUUCACUUUGUUUCAGUCAGGCUCCUUUAAACGCUUCUGGGUGUGCAGUUUCCAGGAAACGCCUCCAUCCAGCUGAGACCAGCCUCAUUAAACAUAAAUAAACACAUUAUUCCUGAAGUUUGAAAGGAGAUAAGUCCUUAAAAGAACGUCGAAGCAGACGAGCAGAUCAAAAAGUCGAGGGUUUUGCAGUUUGCUUGUUGUGAUGUGAUCCGACCUGAAAGUAGACUAUCACCUAUCACCACGUCUCGUAGGAACGUUUAUUUUCUACUGAGGUUGUGAUGGACAUCGAGCACUUAGCAUGUCAGACUUUGGAGAGUUAACUCUUUUUUCUUCACAGUAAGUUGCUUGUGAGGUCAUUAUGUUAAACAGAGGUACUGAAGGUGUGAGCCGCCUUUUCCUCUGGCAGUUGGGCUGUCUCUGCACGACCAGAUCAAAGUGACAGCACACUGAAGUUAGAUUUAAAGUCAGGGGUGAGUGUGUGAAGGGGAGGACCAGGGACUCUCUGCCAGUCUUAAAGGGUGUUAGCGACCUGUGUUUUAGUGCACGUAGCGCUGGAGCCAGAUCAGCUGACACUGACAAAGCUGUGAACUUUGUUCUUUUUGAGGAAAUCUCAGUUUACUGUGACUCAGAGCUUCGGUCAGCGUUCUCAUCACAGAGCCCAGGAAUAGACGCAAAUACGGUGUCCCUGCAUGUCAAUGUUCGCCAUGUGGAAAACAAGCAUGCUGGUCUUUUUCUGUUUUCUAUGUCUGCCCAUUUACAGCAAAGUAAACUGAACGUCAUCAUAAACGAUCUGCUUUAUUUUUGUGCACAAAUCUGGAAAAGAUGUGAGACCAAGUUUUUGAUAAAUGAGUUCAUGAAUCGGAGAGGUUGGCACUAUAAAAACAAAGUGUGCUGCUUUCUUUGAAAGUCUUUAACGUGUGAUUCUAGAAGCACUGUGCAAGAGAACAUUUGCAUGUCUGUUUUGUGUUUGUAGUGUAUUUGUGGACCUCUGUGCAUGUUUUCUUUUGAAAGCGACCCUUUUGAUGCAAAGCUUUUUGAGCUACACUUCCACACUGCUCCCUCCUGGCGGCGGCCUGUCUGUGCACCUCAGCAGUGCAGUUAUUAAUGGUUACUGUUGGUCAAGAGGGUAGUAAGGAGCGCGCUGCAUGCCCUGAGGACACAACACAGUUAUGUGCAAUGAGUCUUGAAUGAUGAGCCGUUACAACGACAUUCCAGGCACAGCUAGUGUUUAAUACGGCGAUGCACAUUCAGGUCUCCCACCAUCUUGUCUCAGACUACCCACUUUUUAUAAAGUCCACCAAAACAAAAGUGUCUUUUGAAAGAGCAUCGUGGGUUAGCAUGGGCAAGCAAAGGUUGUAUUAAUAUUUGGAGUACACAGAUCCCAGAUAUUUCAGGGUAACUGAAUGCAGUACAUCAGGCUCUGACAUGUGUUAAUGUGAUUCUACAUUAGAGGGAAUGUCAGGGAUUCACUUUUGUUUUUACAUGAUAAACAACUCCCUUGUGAUUUAUAUGAAGUCAUCCAUCUACCUAAAGCAGCACUUUGAUGACGCAUUCAGGAGAGACGUUCAGAAUCCGAACACAAACUUGAGGUGAACUAAAUAAAAAAUGUCCUUUCACUUGUAUCAUAACAUUUUCCUGGAAGCUCCCUCUGCGGUCUGCGACUCGGAAUCAAAAGUCAUGAGAAACGAGUCGCUGCAGCAUCUCAGCGCUGAUGGAUUUCAUUUUAAAGUCAGUCAGUUCACAGGAGUCCACGUCUGGAAAUGUGAAUGAUCUGCGUAGCUGUGGCAGUCACAUCGAGAGCAGACCUGUUAUAUGUGAACCUUUCUUUAAUACUGGAGUGAAAACGUCCUCACUCAGCUGAAUGUUUACUAAAUGUUUGCUAGCUAUUUUUCGCACAAAUUGUUGUUGUUUGCCGAUGCCUGUUAUGAGAUAUGGUGCCCAGUGGUAUUUAUUUAUAAAACAUUUGUGAUGUAACACUUCUAUUGAAAUAAAUUAUCUCCAUGUUG
Nothobranchius furzeri (turquoise killifish) is the source of this 4791-nucleotide messenger RNA. It is a transcript of the gene adrb2a, whose product is annotated as adrenoceptor beta 2, surface a. Gene Ontology annotation, cellular component: plasma membrane. NCBI's taxonomy places the organism in Eukaryota, Metazoa, Chordata, Actinopteri, Cyprinodontiformes, Nothobranchiidae. Gene Ontology annotation, molecular function: norepinephrine binding; beta2-adrenergic receptor activity. Gene Ontology annotation, biological process: adenylate cyclase-activating adrenergic receptor signaling pathway; norepinephrine-epinephrine-mediated vasodilation involved in regulation of systemic arterial blood pressure; negative regulation of smooth muscle contraction. The record is from RefSeq and is a predicted model, not a curated record.